Molecule: messenger RNA, 1304 nt
Organism: Brienomyrus brachyistius
Lineage: Eukaryota; Metazoa; Chordata; Actinopteri; Osteoglossiformes; Mormyridae
Product: la-related protein 6-like
Exons: 3
Coding region: 105-1304 (399 amino acids)
Biological process (GO): RNA processing
Cellular component (GO): nucleus
Molecular function (GO): mRNA binding
Source: RefSeq, a predicted model, not a curated record
AUUCUCCACUCAGUGGUUUUCCCAAACAUACCGCAUUUUUGACAAGUGGUCCUGUUUUCCACAAAGGAAGGAAAAUCGCAACAAACGUUUCGGAUUUAAUUGCGAUGGACAAUAGUGAUACCACUAAAAAAAACGCCGAUAACGCGUCUGACAGUAGCAAUAAUGAAGACAUGGACCUGGAUGACUGGACACCGCCAGGAGCUGACCUGGUACAGAAGAUGGUUUCCCAGGUUGAAUUUUAUCUUUCAGACGAGAAUCUAGCCAAAGAUGCCUUCCUUUUAAAACAUGUGAAAAGAAACAGAAUGGGCUACGUGAAUAUCAAAUUACUUACGUCUUUUAAAAAGAUGAAGCAGCUGACCAAGGACUGGAGAGUCACUGCCUAUGCUCUUCAUCACUCUUUGAAGUUGGAGUUGAAUAAGGAAGGGACCAAAGUGCGUCGAAAAGCCCCAAUACCAGAGUCGCUCCUAGUCCAAGCUCCCAGCCGGCUUUUGUUGGUGUGGAACAUUCCAGAAACAUCCCACAGAGGGGAUGUGACCCAGCCUCCAAGGAGCAGCAUGGAGGUGGCCAUCGCCAUCCUGAGCCCUUUUGGAACCAUCAGCACCAUCCGGCUCGUCCGGCCCGGUAAGGAGCUUCCGCCGGAAAUCCGGAAGUACGCCCACAGGUAUCCUGAGCUGGGUUGCCUGGACUGUGUGCUGGUGGAGUACGAGGACCUGGGAGGGGCGGGUCGAGCCUACCGCGAGCUCUCACGGAGGGGCGGAGCAAUCAGGGUACUGCUGGUGAGGAGGAGCACCGGGAAAAUGUCCGCACAAGGCAUGGAUCACACGGAGGACAGGUGUGACGGGACGAGUGUGGGUGUCCUGAUCCAGAGGAUGGCGGUUCUCCAGCACGGAGCGGAAGAGGAGUCGGACUCCUCGAUGCUCCCAUCCUGCUCCUCCCCAAACCCCCUAGGGGUGUCACCCAAGUCCAGUCUCCGCUGCCCCAGGCUUCCCUGUGCACCUCUGCCCGGCCCCCUCCCGCUGGCCACUCUGGUGGCAGACUCCAGCCCCAAAUUUGGCUGUCCAGGCCAAGGCGACUUUCCACAGCUGGAAGCAGCCGCCGGCAGCCUCCGAAUGCAGAGUUAUAAGCUGCCCAGCCCUCAGGCACCGUCCCUGGAAGAAACUCUCAAACUGAGCCACCUGGGGCAAAAGAAGACCCAGGCUGCGGACCCUGUGUCCCUGGGGGUCAUCCACCACCCACUGGAAGCAGAUGAAAUCACUGGGUUUCACAGCACUGCCGGAAGAGGAAGGUUUCCAAGCAACUUUUGA